This is a messenger RNA of Fusarium odoratissimum NRRL 54006, 2152 nucleotides long. RefSeq lists its product as uncharacterized. NCBI's taxonomy places the organism in Eukaryota, Fungi, Ascomycota, Sordariomycetes, Hypocreales, Nectriaceae. Gene Ontology annotation, biological process: DNA-templated transcription. The transcript has 5 exons. Bases 372 to 2069 code for a protein of 565 amino acids. The record is from RefSeq and is a predicted model, not a curated record. Gene Ontology annotation, cellular component: nucleus. Gene Ontology annotation, molecular function: zinc ion binding; DNA binding.
CCUUUUGCAGGAACCGAAAGGUGCGAUGUGACCGUCAGCUACCAUGCAAGACCUGCACGAACAGGGGGAUUGGCUUAUCCUGCACUUACGAGGUAGGCUGUACAAGCCGGGGCAAAAGCAAAGUCAGCGUCAGGGAUCGCAUUCAGCAGCUAGAAGAUCUCGUUCAUUCCCUAGCUAGGCAGCAGCAGACGCCAGUUGUGCAUGCCGACAGCCUCGUUCGAGAGUCUUCAGAUCCUCCAUCCCGGCAGAGUAUCUCUACGAUCCCACUAACAACACCUGACGAGGAAACGCCCGUGGCAGCUUCAAAAAAUACGCCUAUAUCGCAGAGCAAGGACAGUACUGAUCCCCCCAGAGCCUCAGAGCCUGGCAGCAUGCGUCUGAAUUCACACGGUGUUGGUGCCAGCUACGUCGGGAGCGUGCACUGGACCGCCGUCCUCGACAGUAUCUCUGAGCUUAGAGACCAUUACGAGGAGCAAGAGGAAGCUCGGCUACUGGCCACCAAUGAUCAUUUAUUUCUCCAUAGUCCUGGACCUAUGCUGCUAUAUGAGCCGGUUCAGACCACAAAAGCUGAUCUUCUUGCCUCAAUUCCGGCCAGGCCCGUUGUUGAUCGAAUGGUCGCAAGGUACUUUAACACACAAGGUGUUGUACCAAGCAUACUUCACAGUGGGCGUUUUCUUCAAAAGUAUGAUAAGUUCUGGCAGGACCCACCAGCCAUGCCGUGCAUUUGGAUCGGGCUCUUAUUUAGCACUAUGUGCGUCGCUACGCUAUGUCAACACUCAAUUGAUGACCCAACGGAUCCGAAAAUUCAAGGGCGAGUGCGCGUGUUUCGGGAACAGACUCUUCACAGCCUGAUACUAGGCCAGUAUACCAGAGGUGGGGAGUACGUACUCGAAACCUUGAUUAAUUAUCUCAUCUGUAUCAUCGUGCAGCUCGCCCUGAGUCAGGGCUAUCAUCGAGAUCCCCACAACUUCCCAAGCAUUACACCAUUUUCUGGUGAGAUGCGGCGGCGCGUGUGGGCAGUCAUUGUGCAGUUGGAUCUUCGUCUCUCGAGCCAGAUGGCGCUGCCAUGUGUGCUUAAGGCCCAGCAGUAUGACACAGCUGAGCCGCGUAACCUGCUGGAUACAGAUUUCGACGAAGAUACCAUCUAUUUACCCCCUUCGCGUCCCGAGACGGAAGUCACGCCUGUGCUAUACACCUUGGCUAAGGGGAGGAUAGAUAAGAUGAUGGGGCUGGUCAACGACAUUGUCAACGAUACCAAGGAGCAUCCGUACACAGAGAUCAUGGAGUUGGACCGGAAGCUGCAAGAAGCUGAAGCAUCGCUUCCGCCAAUUUUCAAAUGGCAGCCCCUUAGUCAAUCUUUCAUGGUGGCGCCUGAGAUCGUCAUGCACCGCGUGUUGCUCCAGCUCGCCAUACAAAGACUAACAAUCUGGCUUCACCGGAAGUAUCUCGCACCGCCCUAUACCCAGGCAUGCUAUCAACACUCACGCAAAGCUUGUGUCCAGGCGGCGAUCAAAGUUCUGGAAUUCCAGCAGAUAGUGCUCGAGGAAACACAGGGAGAUGGACUGCUGUAUCCUACAAGGUGGGCUAGGUGGAUGCUCCUGUCCUCCCGGCCGCGGGCAGUCUUUUUGCUAGGCGUGAGCAUUCUGUGUUACUAUGUGCAGCUGACCAAGUCGCGGCCGGAUGUUUCGCUGGACGAGAGCACAGGGUCAAAGAUCCACGGUCUGCUACGUAACGCGUACCCACUCUGGCUGCACUCUACCACAGUAUCUAGGGAAGCCAGGCGGGCGAUUGAUUAUCUAAGCCUCAGACUAGGGCUGCAGGAACAAGAGAUUGGCGUACCUCUCGCUGAUUCUACCGCCGACACGCCUCAGGAUACAGAUAUGUCGCUUGAUCAGUUUACUUGGGACGCAUACGAAGAAACUGAUGUUUUCUCAGAGUGUAUCGCUGGAUUUCCAACGACAGCAUCCAGUGGGGGUUUUAUGGGACUGGACUUAUCUUCAGCCACGAGCGUUUCAUCAUCGGAUUUGUUUUCAAUGAAUUUGGAGACCCCAGACUCGGCGACCGGGUAGACAGAAGAACCCUUUUACUCAUCGGGGAGAAAGAAACCUAUGACCUCUAACCUAGUUAAUGAGAAUAUUUAGCUAAAUUUAGG